AUGGACGAUGUUACAGAUCAACUUCAUGAUACCAAAAACCCCGUGGCACAAGAAGAAGCCGCCAUCAAGGUAGAAAGUGCAGGGUUCCAGCCAUCUCACACACUGCGGGAGUACGAGCGUUUAUUCGGAGUCGAUGAAGAUGCCUAUGAGCAGCCUACCACGACCAGGAAGGAGCUUUGGUCUUAUUACCUUUACUACAAUGGGGACAACGGCGUGGGUCCAGGAUCAUACAGCCAAGCCCUCUUUCAGUGGGCAUUGAAUGGUGCAGGUUUUCAACCCGACACUGAUCCACCCAAGCCCUGCACCAAUACAUCAGCAUGCGUGGUUCCUUGGGCGGUCAUUUUUGUCUGGCUCGGAAGCGCUGCCGACUACGGAUCUUUCGGCAGAUGGCUUCUUCUGGUCCUGACUGUCGUCUGCUGGGCGCUGCAGUACGGUAUGAUGGCCAUCCGCGAUCCAAGUCAAUGGCCCAUUGCCAUGGGCCUGUACGUUGUCGCGUACAUUGCCUACGGUGCUACCCUAGUUUUUUAUGCUGCUGUCUUCCCUCGUCUCGCUCGGUACAUGCCGCAUGUCCGCAAAGCUCGAGAGGAGGAUCUGAGAGAGGGCAAGAUUGAUCAGCAGGAGUACGACGCUAUCGAGUCAUUGGAGAGAAACCAUCUCAGCAACGUGUCUACUGCUCACAGUAAUAUCGGGUAUCUGCUCACCCUCGCCCUGAAUCUAAGUGUCCUACUACCCAUGCAGAACAACCAAUACUCCAACAACCUUGCGCUCUGCCUGACAAAUUCCUAUUGGGUGGUCCUAGGUAUUUGGUGGUUCAUAUUCCAGCAGAAGAGACCCGGACCAAAGAUCCCCAAAGGAUCCAACUACGCUACCAUUGGCUUCAAACAGAUCUGGCUGGCCAUUCGAGAAAUCAAGGCCCUACCACAGACAUUUCUGUACUUCGUGGCCUAUUUCCUUCUCGCCGACGGGCUAAACACAACAGGUACUCUCGUCAGUAUCAUCCAAAAUGACUACGUGGCGUUUUCUUUCCUACAACUCACCUACCUUGGUAUCGCACAAGCGGCUUGCUCUAUCACUUCCACCUUUGGGUUCUGGUACAUCCAGAAAUACUUCAAGUUCAAGACCAAGACAAUGUUCUUAUUUACCAACUUCUUCAGCGUCUUCAUACCAUUCUGGGGCAUGUUGGGUCUGUGGACCAACAGGAUCGGUUAUCACAAUAGGUGGGAAUUCUACUUCUAUAAUAUCAUUUUUGGACUUUUCCAAGCACCUUACUAUGCAUACGCCCAAACAAUGAUCAGUGAACUUAUGCCUAGAGGCUAUGAUAACAUGUUCUUUGCUCUUUUCGGUAUCACCAAUCGCGCGUCUUCAAUUAUCGGUCCAAAUGUCAUCCAGGCUAUCAUCAACGAUACCAACAACAACUGGAUGGGCUUCCCUUUCCUAUUCGCCAUCUGCACCGCCGCAAUGAUCGCCAUCGCCUUUGUGGAUAUUGAGAAGGGCCGUAGAGAUGCCAGAGCCUUUACUGAGAAACGCAAAGUAGAUCGUGUGGUAGCUGAAACCGGCCUUCCUGCCAAUGCAAUUGUGAAUGGGAAGAUGGUGGAUGAUGGCGCAGUGGCUACUGGAACCGAUGCUCAUUCUACCGAAGUGCAGUGA
Messenger RNA from Penicillium maclennaniae, 1647 nucleotides. RefSeq lists its product as uncharacterized. Gene Ontology annotation, biological process: amino acid transmembrane export from vacuole. Lineage: Eukaryota; Fungi; Ascomycota; Eurotiomycetes; Eurotiales; Aspergillaceae. The record is from RefSeq and is a predicted model, not a curated record. Bases 1 to 1647 code for a protein of 548 amino acids. The transcript has 9 exons.